This is a messenger RNA of Theobroma cacao (cacao), 795 nucleotides long. RefSeq names its product Ubiquitin-like superfamily protein (gene ATG8F). Lineage: Eukaryota; Viridiplantae; Streptophyta; Magnoliopsida; Malvales; Malvaceae. The record is from RefSeq and is a predicted model, not a curated record.
AACUACCAUUAAUUAAGCAAGAAAAAUAAAUCGGCCGAAAGGAGUGGAAGGGGUACGUUGAAAAAGGGAGGAAGGAUAUAUUAUUUGCUUGUCUUUUGAAGCAAGCCACGAGCUUCAAGCUUCGGAGAGUUUCGUUGAUCAAGAAAAAAGGCUUUCUUUUUGGGUUCAUCUUCACAAGGAGGAAUGGCAAAGAGUUACUUCAAGCAAGAGCAUGAUCUUGAGAAGAGGAGGGCCGAGGCUGCUAGGAUUAGGGAGAAAUACCCUGAUAGAAUCCCGGUGAUCGUGGAGAGGGCAGAGAGAAGUGAUAUACCAAACAUAGACAAGAAAAAGUACCUUGUCCCAGCUGACUUGACUGUUGGACAAUUUGUGUAUGUCAUCCGUAAAAGGAUCAAACUGAGUGCAGAAAAGGCAAUCUUUAUAUUUGUGGACAAUGUCCUCCCACCAACUGGUGCCAUUAUGUCUGCCAUAUAUGAGGAGAAGAAGGAUGAAGAUGGAUUUCUUUAUGUUACUUACAGUGGGGAAAACACAUUUGGGCAUCUGAUGUCUCAGUAGCCAUUGGUAGAUUAAUUUGGACGCUGCUUUUAUCUUUUUCUUCGUUUCAGCAUUCCCCUAUAUUAUCUCUAGCAUCACCGUAUACAUUGCCUUAAUACUGGUAAUUUGGUUAUUGCUAUUAUUUAAAGACCUGCUGGUGAUAUGUACAGUUGCAUAUUGUACAUAAAUAUUUAUGAUUUCCGCACGAUGUUAAAAGUUCCUUUGGAUCAUUUAUCACUUGAAAUCUUUCUCUUGGUUGCACAA